CAUGAGGCUGGCUGCAAAACGUGAUACUAGAAAGCAAAUUAAUUUGCUCUAAUGUUCUCACUCCAGUCCAUCGUAAACUCCACCAUGACCAAUCGAAGUCCCGAUUGUGUUCUUUGCGUUGGAAGCCAUCCCUUAAAUGCUGCUGCCUGGUACGUAGCUUCGCGAAACCUAUCCCAAGAUCGAAGUUCAUUCGGAAUCAGGUCUUCCAAACUUUCAACUAGAAGACUCUAAGUCGCAUUCGAAACUUUGGCUGCCUAUACGUUCAAUUCAUGGAUAUGUAUUUAAUAAAGCGCAUAUCCCUGAAACCGUAGCGAUUGUAGCUAUCCCUAGCAUGCAGGUUCCCAGAUAAUUGACACCCAUUGACUUUCGUAUCCCAUAUCAUUGCGGUCGAUACCACCAAAAACCAUGUCAUCAUCCAAAGAACUAAAAAUUGGCGUGCUGCUGACUGCCCCUGUACAACUCCUUGAUUUUGCGCCGAUCGACCUUUUCGCCAUGGCGACACCAGAAUACCUCUCCCUGUGCAAUAUCCCACCUCCAAUCGUCUCACUUGCCAAACCCUGCAAAAUCUACAACAUCGGCAAGAAAUCCGCAUCUUCCACAGAUAACGAGAGCGACAAGGACAGAAAAAUCCAACAAGUCACGGCCACAUCGGGCAUCGUUCUUACACACACCACUGCCGACAAGGAGGUCGCACCAGGCAAUCUAGACGUCUUAUUCCUCCCCGGCCCAGAUCCAAACACCAUACCAGACGAGGAAACGCAGGAAUUCCUGCGUGCACAUAACGAGCACAAUACCACCAUUCUCGUCAUCUGCACCGCCGCAUAUACCGCCGGUUACAGCGGGAUAUACGACGGUCGACAUGCCUCAGGCCCAAAGUUCUUGAUUCCCGAGUUGCAGAAGAAGUUUCCCAAGGCGAAGUGGAAUAAUACUCUGCGCUGGGUGCAAGAUGGAAAUAUUUGGUCUGCUGGCGGAAUCACAAAUGGGAAUGAUCUUGUUGCAGCAUAUCUUAGAGCAACAUACCCCGGUCCCGUUGCAGAGAUGGUGUGUACCAUGGCAGACGUCGGUGAUCGGGCGUUGGAGUAUGAUGUAGGUAUGAGACGGGGGAUGCUGUUCGUCCUGUGGCAGGUUAUCAAGGCCUUGCCGUCGUAUAUCUUCCGUUUGAAGUGAUCGUUGUUGUUUAUGCAUGUUAAAUGCCAGUUUACCCCUACCCAUCGUGUGUCAUGAUUGGCUUUCAGGUUAUACCCAUAUCCGCUCAGCAGUAAUUAGCGUUCAAUCAGAGUCAUGUUUGUCAUGCCAACGAUGGUCAAAUUUUUCUACACAGCAGCCCAGCAGGGUGCUAUUACAGUAGCCAAAUAAAGAUUUGAAAACCAUUGCAUUUGAUCUAGGUUACAUCACAAAGGAAACAAAUGGGUAGUAUCAGCCAGGCACAAUAAUCCA
This is a messenger RNA of Talaromyces proteolyticus, 1437 nucleotides long. RefSeq names its product ThiJ/PfpI family protein. The record is from RefSeq and is a predicted model, not a curated record. The coding region runs from base 406 to 1167 and encodes 253 amino acids. The transcript has 2 exons. NCBI's taxonomy places the organism in Eukaryota, Fungi, Ascomycota, Eurotiomycetes, Eurotiales, Trichocomaceae.